Messenger RNA from Elephantulus edwardii (Cape elephant shrew), 1079 nucleotides. It is a transcript of the gene B3GAT1, whose product is annotated as beta-1,3-glucuronyltransferase 1 (glucuronosyltransferase P). The record is from RefSeq and is a predicted model, not a curated record. Gene Ontology annotation, molecular function: galactosylgalactosylxylosylprotein 3-beta-glucuronosyltransferase activity. Gene Ontology annotation, cellular component: Golgi membrane. Gene Ontology annotation, biological process: carbohydrate metabolic process; chondroitin sulfate proteoglycan biosynthetic process. The transcript is spliced from 5 exons. Lineage: Eukaryota; Metazoa; Chordata; Mammalia; Macroscelidea; Macroscelididae. Bases 33 to 1073 code for a protein of 346 amino acids.
GCCAGGCUAGACCCUGCGAACCUGCUUCCGCAAUGGGUAAUGAGGAGCUGUGGGCCCAGCCAGCCUUGGAGAUGCCGAAGAGACGGGACAUUCUGGCGAUCAUCCUCAUAGUGCUGCCCUGGACGCUUCUCAUCACCGUCUGGCACCAGAGCACCAUCGCUCCCCUGCUUGCUGUGCACAAGGAUGACGGGAGCGACAGCAGGCGCAGCGCGACAGGCGCGGACUCCAGGGAGUACUGCAUGUCUGAUCGAGAUAUCGUGGAGGUGGUCCGGACCGAGUACGUGUACACACGGCCCCCGCCCUGGUCGGACACACUGCCCACCAUCCACGUGGUCACGCCCACGUACAGCCGCCCGGUGCAGAAGGCCGAGCUGACGCGCAUGGCCAACACGCUGCUGCACGUGCCCAACCUGCACUGGCUGGUGGUGGAGGACGCGCCCCGGCGCACGCCGCUCACCGCCCGGCUGCUGCGCGACACGGGCCUCAACUACACGCACCUGCACGUCGAGACGCCCCGCAACUAUAAACUGCGCGGGGACGCACGCGACCCGCGCAUCCCCCGUGGCACCAUGCAGCGCAACCUGGCGCUGCGCUGGUUGCGCGAAACCUUCCCCCGAAACUCCAGCCAGCCGGGCGUGGUCUAUUUCGCAGACGACGACAACACCUACAGCCUGGAGCUCUUCGAGGAGAUGCGAAGCACCCGGAGGGUAUCUGUGUGGCCAGUUGCCUUUGUGGGUGGCCUCCGGUACGAGUCCCCAAAGGUGAAUGGAGCAGGGAAGGUGGUCGGCUGGAAGACAGUGUUCGACCCCCACCGACCAUUUGCAAUAGACAUGGCUGGAUUUGCCGUCAAUCUGCGACUUAUUCUGCAGCGAAGCCAGGCCUACUUCAAACUGCGUGGUGUCAAGGGGGGCUACCAGGAAAGCAGCCUCCUUCGAGAACUUGUCACCCUCAGUGACCUGGAGCCCAAGGCUGCCAACUGCACCAAGAUUCUGGUAUGGCACACACGGACAGAGAAGCCAGUGCUGGUCAAUGAGGGGAAGAAAGGCUUCACCGACCCCAGUAUGGAGAUCUAGCUGCAG